This is a messenger RNA of Cyprinus carpio (common carp), 1495 nucleotides long. RefSeq names its product sushi domain containing 3 (gene susd3). Gene Ontology annotation, cellular component: plasma membrane. The record is from RefSeq and is a predicted model, not a curated record. NCBI's taxonomy places the organism in Eukaryota, Metazoa, Chordata, Actinopteri, Cypriniformes, Cyprinidae.
CUGACUCUCUCUGCGCAUGCGCAGCUGCUCCGCGUCGGCGGCAGAGGAGCGCAGUGAAAGCGCAGUGCAACAGUUUGAAUGGCUUUCAUCAGCGCAUCAGCAUCAGUGAUGACGGGGGACUGGAGCAGUGUUCACAACCACACAGGUCAGUGCGCUCCGCUGGGGUCUCCCCCGCUCUCGACACUCAAAAUCUUGUCCCCUGAUGGGAUGAGUGUGGGCAGCGUGAUGAGCCUCCAGUGCCCCUCCAGACAACAACCAGCUCUCAGCGGCAGUCAGAUGUCCUGUGUGUGGAGCAGCAAUAAGACACACUGGAGCGGAGGGACACCGGAGUGUAAACCUCUGUCUCGGUUCGAGGAUGAUGGCUUUCGUUUAGCUCUUCUGGUGUCCUUCAUCAGCUUAGCCAUUAUUCUUAUCAUGAGCAUCAUCUUCAUCACUUUCUGUCUGGUGAGACACGUGAAACGCGAGGAGAGGAGAAAGUUGGAGAGGGCAAGAAAAACUGGAGCAUCAGAGUUUUGGCAACAAAUAGAUGUUGAGGGUGUGGAGCUGCAGAGAGAGGUGUUACACAGCCAGAAAACCACAAACCACAACAACAACAACAGCAACAGCGGAGGAGAGAGACGUCACACAGACAACAAGCACAUCUACAGCCACGGAGACCUCCACACUGCCCGCAGGUGUCUUGAUCAAGGGAAGCCCUGUCCUCUGAGCAUCCAUCCGUCCCAGGUCUCUCUGAUACUCAGUCCACCCACUGACUACCUCAUAAACACACACAUGGGCCCGUCGAAGCCCGCGGUGUGUUCCCUGUGCCCCGUGACGCUGCAGGGGACCGCACCUGUACAGCCCACAUCCACCGUCUGUCCACAUGAUGUUUAUAUGAGGAUGUGCUGAAGACCGUGGAGGAUUUGGUGUUAUAAUGAUGCAAACUGGGACUAGUCAUGAGACAAGACCUCAACUGAGAACUGGAACUUCUUUCACCUGUUGUUUUGUUGUUAUGUUUUUUGGGUGAUUGUGUGAUUUGAAUUUUCUUUGCACUUAACAUGCUAUUGCACUUGAUACUGGCCAAACAUCAGUAUUUAUUUUUGAGCAACGGGCAACAAUACAUGUUUUAAACAGCUGUAUAGUAAAUUGUUACAACAUGACUACUUGACCUGCAACAUUACUGGAUGUUUACAUACAGUGCCUCAUUCGCUUGACAUUAAGAAUGUAGAGUUUGCAGGAAAUAAUCCAAAGGCACUCCAGACAGGACCCUGAUGCUAAUGCUUGACAAUGUAAAUAUGCUUUAUUGAUGCUCACUUGAUAUAAUCAUUGUAUCCUCAUGGAAACAAAGUCUCAACUGUGUAGAUUGAUUUUUUAUUUUUAUUUUUGUACACAAACUAAAAACCAAAGCAAGCUUUAAAAUGUGGAGAUGUCAGCUAUUGUUGGUGCCUCUGAAUAUAAAAAUGUGUGAAUAAAAACUGAAUACCACUCUAAAGUGGCAAACUGAAUUCCUUUCAAA